Messenger RNA from Aspergillus vadensis CBS 113365, 1128 nucleotides. RefSeq names its product purine and uridine phosphorylase. The coding region runs from base 1 to 1128 and encodes 375 amino acids. The record is from RefSeq and is a predicted model, not a curated record. Gene Ontology annotation, molecular function: catalytic activity. Lineage: Eukaryota; Fungi; Ascomycota; Eurotiomycetes; Eurotiales; Aspergillaceae. The transcript has a single exon. Gene Ontology annotation, biological process: nucleoside metabolic process.
AUGAAUCCGCCACCUCCCAAUCUCACUCAUGACGAUUAUAACAUCGCCUUCAUCUGCCCAACGGGCAUCGAGCUAGCUGCUGUCGAGGGAAUGAUGGACGAAAUCCACCCAGCCCUUCUUUCCACCAUCGACAAAAACAGCUAUACCUAUGGCCGCAUAGGCGCACACAAUAUAGUAGUGGCAGUACUUCCAGAAAGGCGCAACAAUCAAGGCGCAUCUGUCGCAACACAACUCAACAACGACUUCCGAUCUCUCCGAUUUAGCCUAUUGACCGAGACUGGAGGCGGGAUCCCAGACCAUGCCAACGAUAGAGAUAUUCGCCUUGGCGAUGUGGUGGUCAGCAAGCCGACUGAAACAUUCGGAGGCGUAGUGCAACUUGAUCGCGGCAAGUCUCAUGCUCAUGGUCGAUUCGAGCGAACGGGGAUACAGCAGAGACCGCCGGAUAUUCUUCUGUCUACAGUGCAAAGAUUAGACGCUCUCCAUAUGCGCGUUGAUACUCGUAUUCCGGUCUUCAUUGACGAAAUGCUCGCGAGGUAUCCGAAGAUGAAGAAAACUUAUGUUCAUCAGGGAGGUGAAAACGACCUGCUGUUCCGGACUGAAUACGAUCAUGGCGAUGGCAAACAUUGUGGGCACUGCGAUAUGAACCAGGUCAUUGAACGUGUACCACGGGAUGACUCGAUUCCAGUGAUUCACCACGGAACGAUUGGGUCGUCGAAAACCCUUCUCAGAAACAGUGUGAGAAGAGAGAUCCUGAGAGACGACUUCGAUAUUCUAUGCGUUGAGACCGAAGCAGCGACUCUGAUGAACGAGAUCCCUUGUCUGGCUGUCUGUGGCAUCAGUGACUAUGCAGAUUCACAUAGUAACGUGAAAUGGCAGCCUUAUGCUGCCGCUACAGCCGCUGCGUAUGCGAAGGAGUUGCUUUCCCUGAUUCCUCCCUUGAAGAAGCCUGCGAAAGAUAAUGUAAAAGUGGCGUCGUUUGCACCGAGACAACAAGCUCCCGCUAUUCGAACGUCUACCAUGGGAAAGUUGAUUCAUGGGCCGGUCGCUGGUGAUUUGAUAGCAGGGAGCAAGCUUUUUAGCGAUGGGGUCUAUGAUAAUGGCAGAAUGGGGCGGUGGGUAUAUGAUUGA